Messenger RNA from Xiphophorus couchianus (Monterrey platyfish), 3043 nucleotides. It is a transcript of the gene col9a1b, whose product is annotated as collagen, type IX, alpha 1b. The transcript is spliced from 34 exons. Gene Ontology annotation, biological process: extracellular matrix organization. Gene Ontology annotation, molecular function: extracellular matrix structural constituent conferring tensile strength. The record is from RefSeq and is a predicted model, not a curated record. Bases 700 to 2739 code for a protein of 679 amino acids. Lineage: Eukaryota; Metazoa; Chordata; Actinopteri; Cyprinodontiformes; Poeciliidae. Gene Ontology annotation, cellular component: collagen type XI trimer.
AAAACCCAGUCACUGUGAUGGCACAGCUCAAGAAGGAGCCAGCGUGUCCUGCUAAAAUUGCAAACACUUACACAGCAAAACUGUGAAAAGAUUACAAUUUCUGGAUAAAAAGUAACCAACAUUCCGUACAUCUGUUUAGGGACAAUAUACUACUAAGAAAUAAAAUGAAAAAAAAAAAGAGCGUAAAGAAGUGGUUCUAAUUAUAUUUUCCUCCUGGGGGAAGUUUCAUACGCCCUCUGACAACUGAGAAUUUAAAGUAAUUUAAACUUCAAUAAUUUAUUCUUCAAUAACAAAUUAACUUCAAUAAUUCAUGUCUACUCGUAGAAAAUUGCUCAGAGAUGUUUUGGUUUGGUCCAGGGCCAUGAGGCAUUUUUUCAUGCCAGUUAACAAAACAGAGCAAUGAAAUGAAAGAAUGUUUGAACUCCUGUCAAUGCUGACCCAGGACAGAGGCUGGACAUGUUCUUCCUGCCACAGGUGGCCCCUCCCCUGUGAUGGCCCCUGAAGGCCUCCUCCAAUCUCCUUUCUGUUUCCACUCUCUAUAUGAAUAUGCAUGAGCCCCUGACAGCCCUGGGACCUUGCAUCGUCUAGCAGGAAAGCUGGAGUGGACUUAGCUGCCUUGUUUUGACGGGGGCUCCCUCUAGCCAACAAAUCCAGAGGAAAGGACUCCAACGUUCACCCUUUCCUGCUCCUGGGAAGAUCAUGGCUGGGUUUGCAGGCAUUAACGGGUCUUUUCUGGUGGUGAUCCUGCAGCUUGUUCUCCUUUGCUUCUCUCAAAGGAAUCAAGGGCCCCCUGGCCCACCUGGACCCCCAGGAGUCCCAGGAGUCGAUGGCAUAGCUGGUGAACGGGGGUUAGAUGGCCAGGACGGUUUUCCUGGCCCUGACGGGGAUGCAGGUAAACCCGGUUCUUCAGGAUUACCCGGAAUUCCUGGAAAUAAUGGUUUGGCCGGCCCUGUUGGAGACCCUGGGCCUGAUGGUCCCCCGGGACAGAAAGGUGAACCUGGAAAGUCCGGACCUCGUGGAGCUGCUGGUGUCGGGCCUGAUGGAUCCCCUGGACCACCUGGGCCUGGAGGACUUCUGGGUGAAUUGGGAAAAGUUGGACCUCCUGGAGCAAUGGGUGUGAGAGGGCCACAAGGACCCCGUGGACCAUCAGGGCCCAGAGGUGCAGCUGGGAUGCUUGGUACUUCCGACCUGUGUCCAAACUCUUGUCCACCUGGUACCCCAGGGCAUCCUGGUCUACCUGGUAUGAAGGGUCACAAAGGUGCGAAAGGUGAAGCAGGAGAACCUGGGAAACAGGGACACAAGGGUGAGGAAGGAGACCAGGGAGGUCCAGGAGAUGUUGGAUCUCAGGGUCCAACGGGACCACAGGGAAUACGUGGAGCCACGGGAAUGAUGGGCCCCAAGGGAGAGAUAGGAGCUCGAGGUCCUGAUGGAGAUUCAGGUCCACAGGGAGUUGCGGGGGCCACUGGAGACAGGGGUCAAAGAGGAGUAAUGGGGGAACCUGGGAUUAAAGGUGAAAUGGGUGUUUUAGGGCCACGGGGGAUCACAGGGCUUCCAGGUCCAAAAGGAGAAGCUGGAUUACCCGGUGUUGAAGGCCGUGAUGGCAUUCCUGGGUUGCCGGGUGCAAAGGGAAACAUCGGCAAGCCAGGAGUUCCUGGAGAGAUUGGACUUCAGGGGCUUCCUGGUUUGCCUGGAACACCUGGACCAAAAGGCUUGAGUGGCCCAAAGGGAGAUUCUGGGAAGCCUGGGUUUCCUGGGACAUUGGGAUCUGCUGGAAAACAAGGUGAAAGGGGAGAACAGGGAGAAGUGGGACCCAUCGGACCCAUCGGGGAGCCUGGAGAUCCUGGAGAGCAAGGUCCUGUAGGUCCAGCUGGCAAGCCAGGUGCAAGGGGACCAAAAGGUGACCCUGGUCUUCCUGGUCUCCCAGGGCCCCCAGGCCUGCCUGGAGUGAAGGGAGAAAAGGGUGAGCGUGGAGAAGCAGGACCCAAAGGAGAACAAGGGGCUCAAGGUGAUGAGGGAAAUCCUGGAGAGAGAGGGGAACUUGGAGAUGCUGGGGAAUCUGGAUCAAAAGGAGAGGCUGGUAUUUCUGGUGAACCUGGCAAAAGGGGUCCUGAGGGAAGCCGAGGCCAGCCUGGCAUCGAGGGCCCUCCUGGCACACCUGGACCACAAGGCAUGCAGGGGAACAGAGGUCCACGUGGGGUCCGGGGGUCUCAGGGGCCUGCGGGCAAGGAGCCAAGCGAUCAGCACAUCAAGCAAGUCUGCAUGCGAGUUAUGCAAGAGCAGCUGGCUCAGUUAGCUGCUAGUCUAAGGAGGCCAGAGUCUGGCAUUGCAGGUUUACCAGGAAAACCUGGCCCUCCUGGGCCUCCAGGACCCUCAGGAGACAACGGUUUUCCAGGGCAAGCUGGAGCAAGGGGCCUUCCAGGACUCAAAGGACCACCAGGGGCAAUGGGAAAUAAAGGUCCCAAAGGUGACAUGGGAGAUAGAGGUUCCAGAGGGCCCACUGUACGAGGACCUAAAGGCCAGUCAGGACCUCCUGGGCUUCCAGGAGAGCCAGGGAAACCUGGGUAUGGUCAAGAUGGUCAGGAUGGGCAGAGGGGACCUCCUGGCGUGCCAGGACAGCCUGGCGUGCCUGGUCCUCCUGGUCCAGCUGGCCUGAACGGCUAUUGUGACCCGUCAGCCUGCAACCUCCAGGCAGGGGCUGUCCAGCAGUCUCUGGAUGUGAAGGGACCUACAGGGAACUAAGAGCCACUCUGGCAGAGACACAAAGACUGCUGGAUAAUCUCCCCGAGCACACAGCAUUUGUCACGCUCUCCUCCCAGGGGCCGUCGUCGCCAUGGUGUCUUUGAUACAUUAACCUCUUUGUGUGAGCAUGUUUCCUGCCAACAACCAUCUCCAUCAAAAGGAGUCAUCAUCUUUGAUUUGUGAAAAAAAGGGCUUAUUUCAUUGUGCUUUUCUGGAUGAGAGGUGUUUAAAUAAGCCCAGAACUGGGCUCACAUCUCUAAAUGAAAUGAUCAAAAAAUACAUAUUGCUUAUUCCAUUUUCCUUU